UUGCGUUUUCGGUUUCGUUUUUUUUUCAUUCAUCAAGUUGGCGCUUCUGUCUUAUCCCUACCACGGAGGACUCGCUCUCCCCCCCCCCGGAUUCGACAAUUUAUAAUAUUAUAGGCUACCGCCACGGCUUUAUAGUAAUUUCCGUUAUCCGUUGUGAUAAUUUUUUUAUCACUAAAACUAAGUGUUUAGCUGGACGGUGUUCAAAUCAUAAGCUAGUAGCAUUUAAGAUUUAAAUUUUUGUUGCUCAUUGUUCUCAAAACAAAAGUCAAAACCGGUAUUUAGAGUUAACUAUUUGCACUAUUUUACUACAUAAAAAUAUAUUCAAUUCGCAUUACCGUCAAGAUCAAUUCGUGUCCAGAUCUAUUCGUUUAGAUAUCAUAGGAAAUCAUUUUGCGAAAUCUUUUAUUGUUUAUCGUAUAAACAACGAAAUUGCGAAAUGGAACCUAUGGCUCUAGGAUCACCGUCACACGGACACGACAGUCCACAGAAACCUACUUACCUUCCAGGUUACUUGAUGGGUGAGCGAGCUCAAUCGCCGAUCAGUAAUGUUUCUAUCAGCGCUAUGUCUCCGUUACGUGCUAAUCGUAGCCAUACCUCUGAUGUACACACUACAUUUUUAAUGCGAAAUUUUCAUCAUGAACUUAGCGAUAAACCAUCUUCCACUCCUAUCUUAAAUAGAGUCAAUGAUGAACCAACAAAAGCUCCAACAAUUGAUUUAUUUGAUAUGCUCAAUACUUCUGACUAUAGAGAAGAACAGUGUAACAAUAAAGAAAACAAACAAUUUUAUUCUGAUAAAAACAAUCUGUUUGAACAACCAAAAACUGCUCCUGGAUGUUGGAUUACAGUUUUUGGAUAUUCUAUUUCAAACAAAGAUGAAAUAUUAUCUAAAUUUAUACACAUGGUAUCUUGUUGUGAUGUGAGACAAGCUGGGCCAAAUUGGGCACAUAUAUGUUUUAGUGAUUCUACAGAUUAUCAUCGAGCUUUAUUAUUUAAUGGUCAUGUAACUAAUAAUGGUGCUAUGAUUGGAGUUAUUCCGUGUAAUGAUAAGACAAUUUUAAAUGAAAAUAUUAGUCCUACCGAUUCACAUCCAGGACCGAGUAAUGAAAUUUUAUCAAAAUCUCUGCGUUCACCAAUUUUAGGUCAACAAUUUUCAAGUCCAAACGAUUCAAUUUCCAAAAGAAAUAAUAUUAGACCAAUGGCUAUAAAACCUAUACCUAUUCAAGGAAAAGACAAUUCUCCUUCAGCUACAACUUCAAAUGGUAUUGUUACAAAAACUUUGGAAUAUUUGUUUGGUUGGUAGGUAAGAAAUUUAAAUAUGCAUAUGACAAAAUCAAUAAUAGAUUUUCAAACCAUUGUUAAUUAAUACUUUUUUUUUAUUCAAAUACAUUUUUAAUAAAUUUAUAAAUAAAAUUAUUACUAAAAAUUUGAAUUUCAAACCGAUGUAAGUGCUUUAAUUAUAUUGUAAUAAAUAUCCAAACCUCUAAUAAAUGUUUUCUCGUUAAGAAAUUCAUUAUGAUCGUGCAAUAAAGUUUUUGUUUUGUUCAUUGGAGAAAAUCCCAAAACCGGUAUACCAACCUAUUAACAUUAUAAAACAUGUAAUAUUAUUAUAAUACUGUAAAAUAAAUGUUUUUAUACUUUA
This is a messenger RNA of Aphis gossypii (cotton aphid), 1639 nucleotides long. RefSeq names its product nucleoporin NUP35-like. Gene Ontology annotation, biological process: nuclear pore organization; NLS-bearing protein import into nucleus; regulation of DNA-templated transcription. Gene Ontology annotation, molecular function: structural constituent of nuclear pore; phospholipid binding; single-stranded DNA binding. NCBI's taxonomy places the organism in Eukaryota, Metazoa, Arthropoda, Insecta, Hemiptera, Aphididae. The transcript has 5 exons. Bases 437 to 1300 code for a protein of 287 amino acids. The record is from RefSeq and is a predicted model, not a curated record. Gene Ontology annotation, cellular component: nuclear pore central transport channel; nuclear membrane; nuclear pore nuclear basket.